This is a messenger RNA of Fusarium venenatum, 1689 nucleotides long. The record is from RefSeq and is a predicted model, not a curated record. Lineage: Eukaryota; Fungi; Ascomycota; Sordariomycetes; Hypocreales; Nectriaceae.
AUGGAUCCAACAGUACAUCCGAUCGUCUCUGGAAAUAAGGGUAUUAGGAAGUUGCAGGAGGAAGUUACUCGAAUUCGGCUCUUGCUCCCAGGCCCAGUCCCGAGAAAUUGCCCAAUAGUUCUAGGUGCCAUCCAUCCGACAAUUGAUGUACAAGUUCCCGGAUUCAGCGGAUGGGGACGGCCCCUCCUAGGAACGGUGAAUUAUUUCGGCGGAUUCGAGGACCUCCCGUUGAUUUUGUCUCAAUUGGGCUACAUCGUCAUUGUGGUUCGUAUUGGACCCAUCUCUACCAACAAAGAACGAGCUUGUGAGAUCUUCGCUCAGCUCACUAAUGCUGGCCGUGAAAAUCUGGAGGCUAACACGAACAGGGGGUUUAUCCCUGCGAGAGCAAAUGGAACUCCUAUCCCUGCGGAGGUAGAUAGAGCUCUUAUUCCAGUGGACUUUGGUCUUAUGCAUCCAGCUCCGAACCCAAAUCUGGUUAUGGCCGCAGAAACCCUGCAAGCAGUGAUCUACGACACUCCCGGGAACCGCCUUCCGGCCGACUGGAAAUGGGGUGUCAACAACAGGGUCAAUUUUAUCUGUCAUUCGCAGGGUGGCACUACGAUAAGAUAUCUGAUCGAGCUUUUGUCUGGAGCGAGAAGUGAUCUUGACUUACCACAAUUUCUCGACACUAACCGUCAGAGCUGGGUCAAAUCCGUCGUCACUCUAGGCACGCCCCACAGAGGCACAACUGUGACAGACGUAGUAAACUUAUCCGGUCAAAAUGCUAUCGAUGCUAUGCCACAUCUAAGCUCUCAGCAGGAUGUUCUCCCCCAUAACAGGUUAGAUCCGCUCAUAGAUUUCAUCACGUCGUGUUCGUUCGAUCGCAGACAAGACAGGAUCUACGACCUCCACCUCGAUCACUGGGGAUUUUUCCGUGACGGAGAUGAAACCUACCAAGCCAUGCGUGCGCGGAUUGCUCCCACUGUUACCGCAUGGUGGACUGGCCGCCACAAUGGACUCUACGACAACAGUCUUCGAGGUAUAAGCGACCUCGACAUAUUCGCCCCAGAACCUUCACCCAAUACCUAUUACUUCACUAUGUCUUUCUGUGCGACUCGCCCUUUCCCGAACGAUACCCUCACAGCUCAAGAUAUCAAUGAAUUUCUGGCAUUACUUCCAGUCAAUCAAUUCUGGAAUUUGGGAGGGGUAUGGGGACACGUUGCAGCUUCGCUUACACAAGUUGGAACUCAGCUCGGGGUCCUCCCAUCACUUAAUGCAGCAUUGACAUGGCUGACCGACGUCGCAAACCGCCACCUCAGGGCCAUGCAAUACUUCUCUCAAAUUCCCCGACCCGGCUCACAAAUACCCCGGCAAGACAUGCUCCCACUUAUAAUGUACCCUGCUUACGCCAUGGGAGGGCUCGGAGUGACGUUGUCAGGCAUUCCAUUACAGGAAUUCCAGCGUAACGAUGGCAUCGUUAAUACCAGAUCGAUGGAUGGCCCGAGUACCACAGUCGUAAACUAUGGAAGUUUUGCGGAUUCGCUUGCCGCAUAUGCUCCUGUUGAUCUCCAGGGAAUUUAUUGGAAUUUAGGAACAAAUGUGACUAUUGACCAUGCUGAUCAAAUUGGGGUGUUCACAGAUCAUUCCACUUAUCUCGAAGUCCAGGCCAUGUACAUGUUGUUUGCAGAGCUUGGAGACCGUCUACCAUAA